GGGGUUUGUUCACCUGGAGCUGCCGUUUCGAUCUUUGAUCUUUGGCAACACAAGGAGCAAUCAGGGAGAAAACCGGAAGCCGGUCCUUUGCCCAAAAGCAUUGUCAUACAGCGUUCAGUUCCAAGUACCAGAGAGAUAUCGACGGCGUUGAUUGCCUAUUCUGGCUCACCAUAUGUCUCCGAUAACAUCAGGAUGGCACUUUCAGCUGUAAGACAGGGAUCAUAGCAAUGAUGUCCUUGAUGAAUGGUUGACGCAAAGCGGGUCUAUGCUCAAGCUCCCCUCCUACCCAGUAGCCCAAGUACUUGGGCAUAUCCUUUGAUAGAGAUAGUCAACCCUCAAUUCCACCCCUCAUCCUAUCUUUCAAGGAACUUGCUCGUGUCGUUAUUUAAAAAAGAACUUGAAGGAGGUGCCAACUCAACAAGAUGACGUUCAAAAACCACAGCCGCCAAUACGACCUCGUCGUCUUUGGAGCCACAGGCUACACCGGCAAACUCACCGCAAAGUACAUCACCACUCACCUCCCCAGCACCCUUAAAUGGGCCAUCGCCGGCCGCUCCCAAGCCAAACUUGAGCUCCUCACCGAAGAGCUCAAAAAGCUCAACCCAGACCGCGCACCCCCUUCCAUCGAAACCUGUUCCCUCAAUGACACCGACCUCUCCUCCCUCGCCAAGAAGACCUUCAUUCUCAUCACCACCGUCGGUCCCUACUCCGCCCACGGCGAGCACGCCUUCAAAGCCUGCGCCCAAAAUGGCACCCACUACCUCGACGUCACCGGCGAAGUCCCCUACGUCGCCGCCAUGAUCAAGAAAUACGAAGACACGGCCAAAUCCACCGGGGCCAUCAUGAUCCCUCAAAUCGGCAUCGAGUCCGCCCCUCCUGAUCUCCUCACCUUCGCCCUGGCAAACACCCUGAAAGAGGAGCUCAACGCCAAAACCGCCGAUGUGACUGUGUCCAUCCACAGCCUCAAAUCUGCCCCUUCAGGCGGGACUUUAGCCACGGCUCUCACAAUCUCAGAUCACUUUCCCCUCCCUACAUUAAUAGCUUCUUACAAACCAUACGCCCUGUCUCCAGUCCCCAACCCAACCCGCACCCCUCAACCAGGCCUCCUGACCCGCGUCACCGGCCUCAUCACCAUUCCCCAUUUAGGCCUCCUCACCUCCAGCAUAGCCAACGGAACCGACACCGCCCUUAUCCACCGCACCUGGGGCCUGCUGUCCACCCUCCCCUCUCGCCAAUCUCAAUCAUACGGCCCUAAGUUCAGCUUCCGCGAAUACAUGAAACCACGGAAUUGGCUCACCGGCAUAGCUAUCCACUUUGGCCUCAUGCUCUUUGGUCUUAUCAUUGUCACCGGACCCCUGAGGAGGUUCCUUGCGGGUAGGGUGACCCAGCCAGGGGAGGGUCCGGAAGAGGAUGUGGCGAGCAAGGACGAGAUUGAGUAUAGGGGUGUUGCCACGCCGGAUGGGGAUUUCGGGAAGAAGAAGGCGGUGGGGAAGGCGUGGUUUAGGGGGAGUACGUAUUAUUUAACAGGGAUGUUCUUGGCGGAGGCGGCGAGGACGAUUUUGGAGGAGGGAGGGGAGGGGUUGGGGUUGGAGGGCGGGGUUUACACGCCUGCGUUGUUGGGGGGGGGUUUUGUCGAGAAUUUGCAGAAGGAAGGGUUUAGAGUUGAGACAAGGGUUUUGGAGGAUUAA
Podospora pseudopauciseta is the source of this 1688-nucleotide messenger RNA. RefSeq lists its product as uncharacterized. The transcript is spliced from 2 exons. The record is from RefSeq and is a predicted model, not a curated record. Gene Ontology annotation, biological process: glycolipid biosynthetic process. Bases 423 to 1688 code for a protein of 421 amino acids. Gene Ontology annotation, cellular component: lipid droplet; plasma membrane; mitochondrion. Lineage: Eukaryota; Fungi; Ascomycota; Sordariomycetes; Sordariales; Podosporaceae.